Molecule: messenger RNA, 1023 nt
Organism: Cryptomeria japonica (Japanese cedar)
Lineage: Eukaryota; Viridiplantae; Streptophyta; Pinopsida; Cupressales; Cupressaceae
Exons: 2
Coding region: 1-1023 (340 amino acids)
Source: RefSeq, a predicted model, not a curated record
AUGAGCUUCAUUGGUCCAAAGUUGAUACAACGCAUUGAUAUAAGGUUACAUGAGGCAUUCCCUGCCCAUAACCAGCUCCCAUUUGGAGGACGCUCAAUCAUUAUCUUUGGUGACUUGGGCCAACUACCACCUGUCAAAGACAUUCCUAUGUAUGCUUCAACUUCAUAUGGAGGGACACUAUGGCGUAGCUUCAUAACAAUUAUAACAUUGAAAAAAAUAUUUUGUCAAAUUGGAGAUCAACCUGCACAAAUUGCCUUUCGUGCACUUCUCUCCAAUUUACGAAAUGUAGAACCCACUAUUGCAGAUUGGCAACUUUUACUGUCUCGAGCAAAUUCAACACUUUCCUCUGUAGAGCAAUCUUUAUUCUUAUCAUCCACACACUUAUUUGCAACAAAUGAAAUGGUAUCACUACAUAACAAACGCAUGUUGUUGGCAAAGCCUAUUGCCCUAUCUACUGCAGAACAACUCAAGGAAAUCACAUGCUCAAAUCCUGAUGAGGAACAACUUGAAUCUAAGAUCCUCUUAUGUAUUGGCCAGGAAGUUAUGUUAUCUGCCAACUUGUGGGUGGAAACAGGACUUGUCAAUGGUGCACUUGGACAAGUCAAAGAAAUUGUAUAUAAUGGUGGUGAAAGACCACCUGAACUCCCCUUAUUUGUUGUUGUUCAAUUCAAAAAAUACAUAGGCCCAGUUUGGGACCAAGACAACUCAAAAAAUAUCCCUCUUAUUCCAAUAAGUCGUGGUCUUCGACGUCAAAUACCACUAAAAAUGGCAUGGGCCUUAACAAUUCACAAAUCACAAGGGCUGACACUUCAAAGAGUGACAAUCGACAUCGGCAAUACAGAUCGUCAAGGGUUGACAUUCACAGCAAUUUCAAGGGUCCGUGACCUUGCAAGUCUUCGCAUACACCCUCCAUUCACAUUCCAAAGAUAUUCACGUAUACAAAAGAGCCCAUAUGUUGCUCGGCGAAAACAAGAAGAGGAACAACUGACAACGUUAUCAAAUGAAAAUACUUCUCCAGCGUGA